AUGUCCCUCCACGCAUUUGUCAACAAGAAGGUUCUGAUCCUCACCGUCGACGGCCGCACUCUCGUCGGUGAUCUUCUGUCCACCGAUCAAAUGACCAACUUGGUCCUCACCAAUACCGUUGAGCGCAUCAUCCGCACCCCAGACGAAGAUGAUCUUUCUUCCGAAAUCGAGCACGGGCUGUAUUUGAUCCGCGGAGACAACGUGGUGGUCUGUGGUGAAAUCGACGAGAAGAUUGAUGGGGAUAUCGAUUGGACCAAGGUCAAGGGCGAAGUGAUCCGCGACACCAAGAACGCAUGA
Penicillium brevicompactum is the source of this 297-nucleotide messenger RNA. RefSeq names its product U6 snRNA-associated Sm-like protein LSm8. Bases 1 to 297 code for a protein of 98 amino acids. NCBI's taxonomy places the organism in Eukaryota, Fungi, Ascomycota, Eurotiomycetes, Eurotiales, Aspergillaceae. The transcript has 2 exons. The record is from RefSeq and is a predicted model, not a curated record. Gene Ontology annotation, cellular component: U6 snRNP; precatalytic spliceosome; U4/U6 x U5 tri-snRNP complex. Gene Ontology annotation, molecular function: RNA binding. Gene Ontology annotation, biological process: mRNA splicing, via spliceosome.